AUGGAUGCGAUAGGGGUUAGCAAAGCUCCUUAUUUCUUCUCUACCAGGUGUUGUGUUUGCCUGAGAGUGAGAGUUAGCAGAGGUAGGAACCGCUGUGAAGCUUUCCGCUCCAAAACCCCAACUGGUGGUGCCGCCUUCAGCCGCUUGCUUGUUCUGGUGCCCAUUGUUUCUUGUUCUAAAGAUUUGGAUUUGUUUCUUGUUCUGGUGCCUUCAGCCGCUUGCUUGUUCAAGAGUCUUGACAAAAGUUGUUUAGGUCCUUUGAGGAAAGCUUAUUGCAGCUCUCUUAAUCUACUUUUAAGGCAUGAGGCACGUGAAUUUGCUAAUGAGCUUAGAGCAAUUACAAAAGCAUCAAGAAAUCCAACUGUUUUGCUCGAAGGUUCAACUGGUUCAAAUCAAAAUGUAAACAAUGUAGAUACUUCCACUGCUCUGAAUAAUAUGCCAAAAUGCUCACCAUAUUUAUCCCACUCCUUCUUGAUGAGUCCAGUAGGACUCAUCACAUGCAUGACACAAGGAACUACUAGUCUUCUUAGUAAUACAGUUUAUGCCAUAAGUGAAGCUGCCACCCAAGAUCAAGUUCCAGAGAAUGGUGUCAAAGGAAUUUCUAAGGAUAAACCACUGUAUGCUUUUGAUCAGUGGGAGGCUUUGCUCUCCUUGAAGAAGAGUGGCAAAAUUGAUGAAUUAUUAUUACAAGAUCCACCAGGAGCAGGAAAAACACAAACAAUUCUUGGGCUUCUUAGUGCCAUAUUACAAACCAGCUGGGUAACAAUCUUGUUGAAAUGA
Molecule: messenger RNA, 780 nt
Organism: Lactuca saligna
Lineage: Eukaryota; Viridiplantae; Streptophyta; Magnoliopsida; Asterales; Asteraceae
Source: the annotation of a GenBank genome assembly